AUGAUUACAGUGUACACUGUUGAGUCUGAAAGCAAAUAUUUGGUUGCAGGGAAGGAUCAGCCAGUUAUGGACUGGGCAACCAGGCUUCGUAUUGCAUUGGGAUCGGCCAAAGGGCUUGCUUAUCUUCAUGAAGACUGCCACCCACGAAUUAUCCAUCGCGACAUCAAAGCUGCUAAUAUUCUUCUCGACAAUAAUUGUGAAGCCAUGGUGGCAGAUUUUGGAUUGGCUAAACUGUCUUCAGACAAUUACACUCAUGUCUCCACUCGUGUCAUGGGAACUUUUGGGUACUUGGCUCCAGAGUAUGCAUCAAGUGGCAAGCUAACAGAAAAGUCUGAUGUUUUCUCAUUUGGCGUCAUGCUCUUAGAACUCAUAACUGGGCGGCGACCUGUGGAUCCCACAAGUAAAUUUAUGGAAGACAGUUUAGUGGACUGGGCUAGACCCCUUCUAACAAAAGCACUGGAGGAUGGUAACUUUGAUGAGCUCGUGGAUCCACGCUUGGAAGGUAACUUCAACCACAAUGAGAUGGCACGCAUGGUAGCCUGUGCUUCAGCCAGCAUUUGUCAUUCUGCUAGAAGGCGCUCGAAGAUGAGCCAGAUAGUUCGCGCACUGGAUGGAGAUUCAUCACUGGACGACUUGAACGAGGUAGUGAAGCCAGGCCAGAGCACUGCCUUCAACGCUAAAGGAACCGCCCAGGCUUACGAUACUGGUGCAUACAAUGCUGACAUGAUGAAGUUCAGGAAAAUGGUUAUGUCAAGCCAGGAAUUUGCAAGCAGCGAAUACGGAGGAACAAGCGAGUAUGGACUCAAUCCAUCGUCUUCAAGCAGCGACUCCAGAGAGAUGGAUCAUUCCGGGCAUCAGAGGCAGAAACUUUAG
This is a messenger RNA of Ilex paraguariensis (yerba mate), 873 nucleotides long. Lineage: Eukaryota; Viridiplantae; Streptophyta; Magnoliopsida; Aquifoliales; Aquifoliaceae. The record is from the annotation of a GenBank genome assembly.